AUGAAAAAUAAGAAGCGUCUAAGAGUAAGUCAUGCUCAGGCGCUCCCCUGCAAGUUCGCAGCGUCUGCCACUUCGGAAAUAGUUCGCCCGCUGAACUGUAUUGUCGCCGUGUCACAGAACAUGGGCAUCGGCAAGAACGGGGAGCUGCCCUGGCCCCCACUCAGAAAUGAAUUCACAUGUUUUCGGAAAAUGACCACCACCUCUUCAGUAGAAGGUAAACAGAAUCUGGUGAUAAUGGGUAGGAAGACAUGGUUCUCCAUUCCUGAGAAGAAUCGACCUUUAAAAGGCAGAAUCAAUUUAGUUCUCAGUAGAGAGCUCAAAGAGCCUCCAACAGGAACUCAUUUUCUUGCCAAAAGUCUUGAUGAUGCCUUAAAACUUACUGAGCAGCCAGAAUUAACAAAUAAAGUGGACAUGGUUUGGAUAGUGGGAGGCAGCUCUGUGUAUCAGGAAGUUACGAACAAGCCGGGCCAUUUGAGACUGUUUGUGACAAGAAUCAUGCAGGAAUUUGAAUGUGACACAUUUUUUCCAGGAAUUGAUUUGGAGAAAUACAAACUUCUUACUGACUACCCAGGGGUUGUUUCUGAUGUCCAGGAAGAGAAAGGCAUUAAGUACAAAUUUGAAGUAUAUGAAAAGAAAGAUUAAUAUUAAGGUGUUUUCUAAUUGGUGUUGCGUUACCAUCCCUCUAAAAAGC
Sorex araneus (European shrew) is the source of this 691-nucleotide messenger RNA. Its product is annotated as dihydrofolate reductase-like. Gene Ontology annotation, molecular function: dihydrofolate reductase activity; NADP binding. NCBI's taxonomy places the organism in Eukaryota, Metazoa, Chordata, Mammalia, Eulipotyphla, Soricidae. The record is from RefSeq and is a predicted model, not a curated record. Gene Ontology annotation, cellular component: mitochondrion. Gene Ontology annotation, biological process: tetrahydrofolate biosynthetic process; dihydrofolate metabolic process; folic acid metabolic process.